AUGUAUUAUUAUGCUAGACAAGAUAAUCUUUGGUUAAAAAAUAUUGGUUGGCCACUUUUACGUGGUAUAGCUCGGUUUUGGUCUAGUCGAAUAACAAACACAACUAAUGUGACAUAUCCAAUAAAUAAAGUAAUGCCUGUUGAUGAAUGGUGUGAUAAUGAACAAACAAAAUGUGGUGAUAUUGUUGUUAAUAGUGUAAUACAAACAAAUGCAGUAGCUGCUGUAUCAUUAAUAUUUGCUACAUAA
This is a messenger RNA of Rotaria sordida, 246 nucleotides long. The record is from the annotation of a GenBank genome assembly. Lineage: Eukaryota; Metazoa; Rotifera; Eurotatoria; Philodinida; Philodinidae.